CUUCCUAUAAGUUGCACACUACAUCGUCUGGCGCAGGGCAUUAGACAUUUGCUGCUGCCUUUUCAAGGAUUUAACGUGCACACAAUUGUAAAAAGGUCGGAUAGUCAGGAAAACUGCACCGGAUCUGAAUUAUUCUGAAAUAUUGUGGAUUCUUGAAUAUUUGUGGAGGAGAAACACUAGUUAAUAAUAUUAUUGCUUCAUUUGACAUUCGAUAUUCUUGGUGUCCAAGAACUUGUCAAAUCCAAAAUGGCAGAUGAAGGAUCUAGCCCUGUUCGAGAAGAAGAGGAAAUGAGCCCCAUGCCGGAACGGGAGGAGGUGGAGUCCAUGCCGGAUGGGGAGGAGGUGAGUCCGAUUCCGGAAGUGGAGGCGGUGAGUCCCGUACCGGAAGAGGAGGCGGUCAGCGCCGUGCCAGAAGGGGAUGAGGUGAGCCCCGUGCCGGAGGGGGAGGCGGUCAGCCCCGUGCCAGAAGGGGAUGAGGUGAGCCCCGUGUCGGAAGUGGAGGCGGUGAGUCCCGUGCCGGAAGGGGAGGAGGUGAGCCCCGUGCCGGAAGGGGAGGCAGUCAGCCUCGUACCAGAAGAGAAAGAUGUCAGUCCCGUGACAGAGGGGGAACAGGUACAGCCCUUAACUGACUGUGAUCACGUGAAGGAAGUGGCCCCUCUACCGGAGUGUAGUCUGAACGUUGAGGACCCUUGUACCGAGUGCAACGCUACCGGAGAGAACUGGGUCUGUCUCGUCUGCUACCAGGUGUUUUGUAGCCGCUACGUGAACAGUCACAUGGUGAAACACGGGGAGGAUGCUGACCACCCUGUUGUGUUGAGCUACGCAGACCUGUCCGUCUGGUGUUAUAAGUGCGAAAACUAUCUCGAUAAUGAGGUCUUGACACCUAUCAAGAAUGCUGCACACAAGAGCAAGUUCGGUUCUGAGCUGUGAAAGCUGUGUCUGACCAUCCUUAGAACGAUAUUUCAAAACAUCUUUUAUGUAAAUUGCACUUUUAAUUGUAAAAGCUUUAAUUGUAAAAUUAUCACGUGCCACUGCUUGCAAUAAAUGUGAUACAUUGCUUUUAAACAUUUUAUUGGGUGAUCAAUUGUAUCUGUACCGUUUCAACUGGGAACCGUGAUUCCGUUGGUAUACAUAGUGCUUAAUUUAAAGCACACUUAUAUUAUUUAAGAUCCGCUUAAUUAAUGUUGACAGAAUCGAACAUAUUGUAUUUAUGUGAAUUUGCAUAAUGCAAAGUUAACAUAAUAAAGUAAACUGGAAUUUGACUCACGGGAGUUCGUUCAGCGUGCAUCCAUUUGUGCUGGAUUAAUUAUUUUAAUAAGAUUGCAUAUCAAUAGCUGUGUGCUCCAAUGAUGUCAGAGAAACGGAUAUACAUGAUUAGUAAUCAAUUAUAUAAAACUGCUUUGUUAAAACAUUAAACCAAAACUGUUUAUAAGAUUAAUUUCAAUCGGAAAUGUCGAGGUUUGUCUGAUGAAUGUCAAUCAGUUAUGUUAAAUCAGAGAAACCAACGUAAGUAUGUUUGCAUCCUUUGUUUACGGUCAAGAAACAACCAACCACGUCUGUGCAUUCUCGGUUCAUUUAAGUUGUAUGAACUACUGUUUGCUUAGGGUUUAGAAAAAUAACGAAAUGUGUGCUUGAAAGUGUGAUAUAAAAAGAUGUAUGCAUGCUUAAUUAAUAACAUUGUAUCUCACAUGUCUAUGUUUAUCUGUUACAACAAUACAUAUCUGUCCGCAUGUGUUGAAUAAAGUUAAAGAAGAUAUCAUGAGUGAGUGAUUUGUUAGACAAUUUUACAUGUUUAUGUGUGCUUGACUUAAAUUAUAAGAAACUAAUGUGUGUUAAAAAUUAGUUGAUGAAUUGAUUUCUAUUUAGAAUUUUCCAUGUAAGUGUGCACAUAAAUGAGUAACUAAAAUAUGUGCUAGUUAAAUGAGUAUAUUUCAUGUGUGCUUGAUAAAUGAGCUACUAUCAUAUCAUGUAUGUGUACUUAAUGUUAAAGAAAAGCACAAUAUUCCUAUGUAUACUUGAUCAAUAAGCGAGAAACUGACUUUUUUUAUAGAGAAUAUUGAUUUUUUUUAUAAUGUUUUUAAAGAAUUGUACUAAAUUCCUGUUAGAAAACGAGUAUGCAUUUCAUGGAAGAUUAAUCAAAGCAUAUGUGUAUAAAUGAAACAAAUAUUGUAUAACUUGAAUAUUGCUUAAUGAGUAUUAGUGCAUCUAUAAGAGACCAUGAAAGAUAUGUGUAUUUUGGUGAUUUUUUCUGAUGUCUUGAUUUACAGGCAAUCUUACUAGGAAUGCAAGGUCACCUUACAGCUUCCUGAAUAUUAUUACCCGGCAUUCAGUUACUUACAGCAUUCAGUUACUUACCGCAUUGAUCAAUGUUGUGAUUUUAUUGUUGAGUAUUGCUGUACCAAUGGUUGUAAAUUGUUGAUGUUGUAAUUGUAAUUAAAUCUUUCACCAUUUUCUAGACAUGUUUAAUAAAUAUUUCUAAAACAGACAUCUUCUGAUCAGAUGACAUUACUGCAAGGAAAAAAGACAUUAGGGAAAAUAUUGUAAUUGUGUUAAACAAAUAUCAAGUUUGUCGCGAAAAACUGAGAACAGACAAAGCACAAACUUUGGCAAGGGUUUAUGUAUAUUUUACAUUCAUAAAGCAUUUACUUCUUGAUAAUAAGCACAACUGAUUCAAAUGGGAAGGUCAUAUUUGCAUAAAAAGCUAUGAAAUAUGUACUACAAAACUUUUUUUCCCAAAAAGAUGCCAUACAAAAAACAUGCCAAAGUUGUACAAUCUAUAAUAGUGAUAGAAAAAUACAAUGUAUACAAUGUAUUUCUUCACCAACCCAUUUAUAUUCUUAGUUUUCAUCUCAAUAACUAUACCUUGGCUGAAUUUUGUCUGUUUUCAUUUGGACUUCUUUAUUUGCAUUUAUUAUUAUUUUAAUAUGGGUACAACCAACUUCAAUAUCCCUUUAAAGCUAAAAUUGACAUCUUUUAUUUGUCUAGAAAUUCUUCACAUAUUGAUUUGAUGGUCUCGUGUUUCACUGUUAACAUUGAACACAUUUAGAAUACAGAAUUGUAACAGCUCAAGAAAGAAGAUGGUGUCAUCUGGAUCAAUAUUUUGUGUGUGAAAUUAAUUGUGCAUGCAUUUAAAUUAAACAGUGCACUGUUGAUUUGUGAUUUAAUAAAAGUAUUAAAUUAGAAA
This is a messenger RNA of Dreissena polymorpha, 3184 nucleotides long. Its product is annotated as histone deacetylase 6-like. The transcript has 4 exons. Gene Ontology annotation, molecular function: zinc ion binding. NCBI's taxonomy places the organism in Eukaryota, Metazoa, Mollusca, Bivalvia, Myida, Dreissenidae. The coding region runs from base 247 to 930 and encodes 227 amino acids. The record is from RefSeq and is a predicted model, not a curated record.